Molecule: messenger RNA, 888 nt
Organism: Microthlaspi erraticum
Lineage: Eukaryota; Viridiplantae; Streptophyta; Magnoliopsida; Brassicales; Brassicaceae
Source: the annotation of a GenBank genome assembly
AUGUCUUCUUCUUCACAAAACUUCGUGUCAAGAUCUGUAAUCAAGAAAGUCUUCGCCAAGCAUCAGAAAGAAGGCGAUGGAGCCGUCGUUAGACGUGGCAUUUCCAGGAGUGAGCAGAAGUUGUUAGACCCUUUCUUGAUGCUAGAUGAAUUCUCCGUUUCACCUCCAGCUGGAUUCCCUGAUCAUCCUCACAGAGGGUUCGAAACUGUUACAUACGUACUAGAGGGAGGAAUCACUCACCAAGACUUCAAAGGUCAUAAAGGUACAAUCUAUGCCGGUGAUGUUCAGUGGAUGACUGCAGGAAGAGGAAUCAUUCAUUCUGAAAUGCCUGAAGAAGAAGUUAACAAAGGCUUACAACUUUGGAUCAAUCUUUCCUCUAACGAGAAAAUGAUAGAGCCAAAUUACCAAGAACUGUCGCAUUCAGUCAUACCGAAAGGAGAAGAAAACGGUGUCGAAGUCAAAAUCAUAGCAGGAGAAUCAAUGGGAAUUCAAUCCCCUGUUUACACGAGAACACCAACAAUGUUCCUCGAUUUCACUCUCGAUCCAGGAGCUCAGUUCCACCAGAACGUUCCCGAAUCUUGGAACGCGUUCGCUUACGUUCUAGAAAGCGGUGAAAGCGGCGCCGUUUUCGGCUCCUCGAGCUCUUCCCCUGUUUCAGCACACAAUGUUGUUGUCUUCGGACCAGGGAAUGAUGGUGUUAGCGUGUGGAACAAGUCAUCUUCCAAGAAGUUGCGGUUUGUGUUAAUAGCUGGUGAACCGAUUGGCGAACCGGUGGUUCAGUACGGUCCGUUCGUGAUGAAUACUCAGGCUGAGAUUGAUAUGACCAUUGAAGACUAUCACUAUGGUAAGAAUGGUUUCGAAAUGGCCAAGUUUUGGAGGUCACAAUGA